CCGGGGCUGGCAGGGAGGUGGCGGGGGGCGGGGACUGCGCGCCACCCGCUGGGCUCCGGAAUCCUCAAAGCCAACCCUGCGGAGCCGCGUUCCGGGGCGCGGUGCCACAAGGCUUGGCCCGGGCGGGCAGGGGCAGGGCGCGCCCUCCGCCAAAGGAAGCGCUUUUGCAGCGGGGCCAUGGGCUAGUCUCCCGGCCCAGCCCGGGGGCGAGGCGGCGCAGAGGGACCCCCCGCGGCGCACCCAUGGGCAGCCCCGGAAACCGCAGCGGCGGUGCAGAGGGCGCGGUGGAGCCGCCGUGGGCAGAGCUACUGCCGUGCGACGAGCGCCGCUGCUCGCCCUUCCCCCUGCGGGCGCUGGUGCCCGUGACCGCCGUGUGCCUAGGGCUGUUCGCCGUCGGGGUGAGCGGGAACGUGGUGACGGUGCUGCUGACCGGGCGCUACCGGGACAUGCGGACCACCACCAACUUGUACCUGGGCAGCAUGGCUGUGUCCGACCUACUCAUCCUGCUCGGGCUCCCCUUCGACCUCUACCGCCUCUGGCGCUUCCCGGCCCUGGGCCUCUCGCUCUACGUGGGCGAGGGCUGCACCUACGCCACGCUGCUGCACAUGACUGCGCUCAGCGUCGAGCGCUACCUCGCCAUCUGUCUCCCGCUCCGGGCCGGCGUCCUCGUCACCCGGCGCCGGGUCCGCGCGCUCAUCGUUGCGCUCUGGGCCGUGGCCCUGCUCUCCGCUGGGCCCUUCUUCUUUCUGGUGGGCGUCGAGCAGGACCCCGGCCGCUUCGCAGUCCAGGACUUCAACGGCACCACACAGCUCAUCCCCUCGCCCCGCACCUCGCCGCUACCCCUCGGGUCCUCGGGAGCUCCACCGCUGUUCCCGCCGUCGGGACCCGAGGCGGCGGUGGCUGCCGCGCUGUUCAGCCGCGAGUGCCGGCCGAACCCCGGACAGCUGGGCGCGCUGCGCAUCAUGCUGUGGGUCACCACCGCCUACUUCUUCCUGCUCCUGUGCCUCAGCGUCCUCUACGGGCUCAUCGGGCGGGAGCUGUGGAGGAGCCGUGGGCGUCUGCGAGGCUCGGCCGCCUCCGGGCGGGAGAAGGGUCACCUGCAGACGGUCCGCGUCCUGCUGGUGGUGGUUCUGGCGUUAGUUUGCUGGUUGCCUUUCCACGUGGGCAGAAUUAUUUACAUAAAUACCGAAGUUUUCUGCAGAAGCGGGGAGGCUGAGGACUCCGGAGGCAACACGGCUGGCUGCACAGAGACCAGCGCUAACCCACAGACAUCGGCAACCAGCGCGGCCAAGCACCGUGCCUCGUCCCACAGUGCUGGGACUUAAGGGAAAACUGGUCUGUAGGGAGAUAACCGCAAGAGGGGAACCAGAUGCUGUUAGGAAGAAAUGGAAAAAAUGGUUGAUAUUUUGCAGGUUGGUCAACAACUUAGCAUGAUUUAAAGACAAAACCAAACAAACAAAAUAAAGGUAGGAAAUGUACCUAUCAAUCUCUCUGGUUUUCCUUUCAUGUACCUCCUUGGGGACAUUCAUUUUACUCUCCUGAAAUCCCACAUCACAAAACGUGCUCUGGGGAGCUUUCGUAAGUCCCCAUUCUCCUACUCUUGGGAAAUAUGACUGUUCAUAUUCUGGUUAACAAGUGAUCCAGAGACAUGCUGCCAAAAAAAUGGUCAUGUGAGAGAUCAGGGGUGUAUUUUGGUUUUAUGUCUUGGAUGUAAAUGUGAUGGUACAUAUACAAGGAAUCCAGGAUGAGAGUUUUGAUCCAAAAACUACCUAAUGGCAGCAUAAAUGUUUAGAAGCAAGUGAAAGGAAUUCUAGGUAGAGCCCAGUGUUCAGGGGUCCCACCUCUCUCAGGUUCAGAACAAAUCAAAAAGUUUAGGCACAAUACCCUCUUUCAGAACUACUAUGUAUGAAUGAGUGUGUUGCAACCCACUUCUCGCUGACAGCACCGCUGGCUGAAGGUAUAUGGUCACAAGUGUGAAGGCAGGGAGCUGCAGCGGACGUAGCUUCCCAACAAAGUGACUGCUGAUGACAAGAGCUUGAACAUGCCUUACUCACCUCGGCUUCGUGGGAUAAGGGUUCUCAUCAUUCCUGUUUCAAUGGUGAUGGAACCGAGUCCUGGGUCUGAGUCUGAACUCCAGUCUUUAAGAGCUUCACCCACUCCCACCCUGAGAAACGCCCAAGCCAAUGGAUGUAGUCAAGGGUGACAGGACUGUGCUGGACAUUCUGAACAACAAUUCUGUAACUCUGUUUUGUUUUACAGUGUUAAAUAUAAACCUGUUUUCAGAGGGCUGCUGCUGCCUCGCUCAACUCCAAAGAGCCUCAGUCACGCCAGGGUGUGUAUGAAUGGCACCCCCAGGAGGUGGGCAGGAUACAACUUGCUCAGUUGUCAACUACAAAUGGUGGCUCCACAAACAAAGGGACGCUCCACGUGCUGACAAGGUUCUGUUACUUUUUCGUGUGAUGAGUUACACACAGUGAUGCCUUCAAGUCCCCUUGAAGCAUCCUAACACCCUGGUCCUGCCACCUCUGGUCCAUACUGUGUUUCUUCCGACUCGUGGAAGAAGCAGACAAUGCUCACUUGGGUUAGUCCGGACACUGUGUUCUGCAGAUUUUCAGGGAGUAUUUUUAAAAAGGAUUCAGUGGUCAUAUAUGGUAGCAGAACACUGCACACUCUACCCGCUUCCCCAAGCAUCACAAGAUAUCACAUCUGAGGCUGAGAAGUUGUUGGUGGGGACACUGAUGGAGAGGGCUCACGGCCCAGGGUCCAGCCAUUCCCCUGCUUGGUAGCACUAAGUGGGGACAGGCUGGAACUGCAGCCACACAGUCUUUCUGCUCUCGAGAGUUCCUCUUGGGCAGUCAGAAGCAACCGCUUUCCUGUGGAAGGUCAUGGUUAAGAACCUUACUGGUAUUUUAUUUAUAGUAUUUUAGAUAUAGAAGCAAAGAUAUCUCCUUUGACCUUUCUUGUUCAGAUUCUAGAGGAGAGGGAUUUACAUCACACUUUCCUGUGACCCAGGUGUGUUCCCUGGUGUGCGCAUGGGGAGACCACCAUCCUGAGCUGCCGGGCCCUGAGGUGGAGUGUCUGAAUUCCAUCCCUCCUCUGGAUCACUGUGUGCUUGUUUUCAAAAUACCAGUCUCAACCAGUAUGAAUUGUGAGAUGAGUGGGGUGUCAUAUGUUUCUUUACUGGGAUGAGUGGACGCAACUGGAAGAGAAAAAUCAGUGCAUCACAUGUAGUAAGGCUAACUGUUGUGUUGUGAAACUUUUAACUAUAUAUUGUUUGGUUAUCUUUCCUGGUUCAUAAAAUAAAAUGUGCUCUUAUUGUAAGUCAACAUUUCAAAAAAUAUUUGAAAAGUUGUUCUAAGACCU
This is a messenger RNA of Camelus dromedarius (Arabian camel), 3363 nucleotides long. It is a transcript of the gene MLNR, whose product is annotated as motilin receptor. Gene Ontology annotation, molecular function: G protein-coupled peptide receptor activity. The record is from RefSeq and is a predicted model, not a curated record. Lineage: Eukaryota; Metazoa; Chordata; Mammalia; Artiodactyla; Camelidae. Gene Ontology annotation, biological process: G protein-coupled receptor signaling pathway. Gene Ontology annotation, cellular component: plasma membrane.